GAUGCUCAUGAUGCUGCCAUUUUAUCAGCACAUUUUCACAAACAUCACUUUAUCGCUAAUCAUGAGAUCGUCAAUAUGAAUUUACAAAGAAUUUAUGGGCAUUCUGAAACUAACAGAUCUUAACGCAAACGCCCCAGUCGAUUAUGUUCAUUCGUUUGUUCAGUUAGUGCGGGACUAGUUGCACAUUUAUCCUCAAAAACAUUCGGGUGUGCUCGGAUGCCUUGCUUGGGAACGCCACGGUAUUAUACGCUUUCUGACUGAAAGACAGCGAAGAAUAUGGGGCUUGCCAUCCUCAGACACUGAGAAGCAUAACCAAGAUCAAAUAAGAUAUGGAAGCUAUAUGGCUGUACCAGUUCCGGCUGAUUGUCAUUGGCGACUCGACGGUGGGGAAGUCUUGUUUGAUCAGACGCUUCACAGAAGGACGUUUUGCACAGGUGUCUGAUCCUACUGUUGGCGUGGACUUCUUCUCUCGUCUGGUAGAGAUUGAACCAGGCAAACGCAUCAAGCUUCAGAUCUGGGACACGGCAGGCCAAGAGAGAUUCAGAUCUAUCACAAGGGCUUAUUAUCGUAAUUCAGUGGGUGGCCUUUUGCUUUUCGACAUCACCAACAGCCGCUCCUUCCAGAAUGUCCACGAGUGGCUGGAGGAAGCACGCAGUCACGUGCAGCCGCACAGCAUUGUCUUCUUACUGGUCGGCCACAAGUGUGACCUGGAGCAGCAGCGGCAGGUGAGCCGGCAGGAGGCAGAGAAACUGGCAGCCGCUUACGGCAUGCGCUACGUGGAGACCUCCGCGCGCGACGCCAUAAACGUAGAGAGGGCCUUCACGGAGCUGACGCGCGAUAUCUACGAUUUAGUCAAAAGUGGUGAGAUCACCAUCCAGGAGGGCUGGGAGGGUGUUAAGAGCGGUUUCGUGCCCAACGUGGUGCACUCAUCCGAGGAGGUGACCAAGAGCGACCGCCGCUGCCUCUGUUGAUCAAGUGACUUCUGUAUCAUGCUCCUUCACUGCAAAACCAGUGCUUUCGUUCUCCCUUAGCUUGACAACCCACAGAUACUCUCGCCCCCUCAAUCAAUGUUUCCUGCUUUCAUAGUUACUUCAGAUAAAGUUCCUAUUCUCUUCAAAUAAUGAGCGAGAUAUCAGCAAAUGUGAAUUUCCUGGAGCUUUGGCAAGUCUUCUUGGUCAAUCUGGCAGGAUGGAACCUAGAGAACUGAGUUGUGGGAGUAAAAAAAAUGCAGAAACACUGAUCCUUUGGAGCAAAGACUGAUCCGAAAGUUUACACCAAAAGUUCACCUAGAAAUGAUGGAUCAUUUGGGAGCAUGUACAGGAGGAACACACCAAUCCAAAUAUCCCAUUGGACUAAAUAGCUCCUAAUGUGUUCACUAAAGAUACUCAUUAAUAUCCUAUUUUU
This is a messenger RNA of Cyprinus carpio (common carp), 1404 nucleotides long. Its product is annotated as ras-related protein Rab-39B. Gene Ontology annotation, cellular component: Golgi membrane. The record is from RefSeq and is a predicted model, not a curated record. Gene Ontology annotation, biological process: Rab protein signal transduction. Gene Ontology annotation, molecular function: GTPase activity; GTP binding. Lineage: Eukaryota; Metazoa; Chordata; Actinopteri; Cypriniformes; Cyprinidae.